Solenopsis invicta (red fire ant) is the source of this 1943-nucleotide messenger RNA. RefSeq lists its product as uncharacterized. Lineage: Eukaryota; Metazoa; Arthropoda; Insecta; Hymenoptera; Formicidae. Gene Ontology annotation, molecular function: oxidoreductase activity. The record is from RefSeq and is a predicted model, not a curated record. The coding region runs from base 166 to 1770 and encodes 534 amino acids. The transcript is spliced from 8 exons.
AAAUAAUUCCUCGACGUUGGCACAGCGCGUUCCAUUUCCAAAGCAAAUAUCUUCCGCGAGCACGCGGUCUUUGUCUAUUUUUAUCGUAACUGCUGCGCAGAUCGAUCCCGAAGACACGCACAUAUCUCUUUUUAAUUGUUGCAAUUGGAUCCUUUUACCGGGAAUAUGAGCACUUCUCUCAUAGAAAAAUAUUACAACAAUCCAGGCUAUGAACUGAGUGAUAUACAAACAGAAGCAUCAAUAAAAAUAGUCGAUUUAGCCAAGAAUUCAAAAUUAAAGGGUGACAAAUUUGUCAACAGAUUAUGCGAAGCGACACAACUGAUGACAACCCACUGCUCCGAUUUCCAAUCUAUAUGCAAUCACCAAGAUGUACCUUGGGCCAUUAUAGAUUACAUGUCGUAUUUUCAGACAAACAUAUUUAAAACCUGCACACCUGAGAAGGAAGAAAUGUGGUCGAUAAUGUUGACGCUUCUUAAUUUUUGUGCAAGGCAGGAGGUGCAAUCUUUUUUGGAGACCUAUCUCGUCAAGCACUCAUCAGCAGACGAUCAUGUAUACGAAGAAUAUAAAAAGCUGAAACUUUCAAAUCAGACCAUUGAAAUGAUACUCUUUGAAGAUGCGGAUUUGUAUGCAGUUGUUAGUUAUUUAAAGAUAUCAGACAAUUCUCGGAACUUGAGUAAAAUAUGGAUACCAUCUUUGUUGAAAUAUGAAUUUUUAUCACUGAAAGAUCGAUAUUUUAAGAACCUACAUAGUGACAUUUGUAUAUUUCAAUUUAAGCAAGAGCUACUUACAUCUCCCACGUUUUACAAAAUAAACGUAACGUCUAUAUGGUCUGAGAACAUUGCGGCAGCAAAAAGUUUAGCGGCAUCCUUAGACAGAAACAUCAUUCUUGUAAAUACGCUGGAUCUCUAUGAUAGCGCAGUGAUUAUGCCUUAUACAGAAAUAUUCAAAAUUUUACUGCCUCACCAUCGUAAUUUAAAUGAGGAUCAACAGAUAAUAAACACGAUAAAACCAAUAAAUAACACAAAUCAAUCGAAGAAGAAAACAAAAGCCAAUGCACCUGCAGAUCCAGUACCUCCUGCGGAUUCUGAUUUCAAUCUUAUGUUUUAUGAUGGUACAUGGCAAAAGCCUUUGCAAAACACUUACUGGACAUAUAAGAAUACUCCAAGGGCAAAUGCAACAAGCAACGAUAUUAGCAGAUGCGUUGCAUCAGCUAGAAAGGGGUUCAAAAUCUGGAGUGCACUGUCCACUGGAUCCAGAAUGCAAGCGUUAUCCAAGUUUGCUCUUGCAUUAGAACGCGCCAGGUACGUCGAAAUUGCUAAUGCUCUCAUAUCUCUCGUAUCUUAUAUAUGUUAUCCUUCUCUCUUCUUUUUUUUUAGUAAGCCCAAGUUAUCGAAAAUAGUGAUCAAGUGGAUGAAAUUCCCACAUUGGUAUCAGAAUUUAUCCAUUCCUAAACCAAAGAACAGCUUGUUAACAAAAACCUAUAAGCCGAAAGGCGUUAUCACGCUUAUGGAGAUGAAAGAGAUGGAUCUGUUUCAAAAACUGACACAGAGCUUGAUCAUCGGCAACUCCGUCAUCGUAGUAUGUACCGCGAAGUCGUGUAACAUAGCGGAAUACUGCGAGAUGUUCUCGACAUCUGGGAUACCUCCGGGCACCGUAAAUCUGCUGUCGUGCGAGAACGUGAAGCUCUUGAGCAAACGUUACAACGCGGUCAAUCUGAUAGACAUGUAUCGCCAGUUUACCGUAAGCAAGCAAGUUGUAACCAUGAUUUAGAAGCGUCAUCAGUGACGUUUGGCGACGGGACUGCCGAGACGCCGACACUCAGCAUGCAAACGGAUCCCUAGAUGUUUUUCAAUUUUACUACGAUUUUUUAUCAUUUUAAUUUCAAACAAGAUUACUGUCAUUCACCAGUCGAUUUACCAAAUAAAGAUUCACGAUUAAGCAAA